UACAAUUUCAUUGGUGGAGUGAAUGAUUAAUAAAGUUGAAAAACGAUUGAAGUCAUUGGGGUUUGGUCAACUAAAUGUCGUCGUCUUCGUCCUCCAACAGUGGAUGGAUCUACGACGUGUUCGUAAGCUUCAGAGGAGAAGACACGCGAAAGACUUUCGUGUCUCAUCUCGACGCUGCCCUCUCAAAUGCGGGGAUCAACACUUUCAUCGAUUACAGGCUUGAGAAGGGAGCGGAGAUAGUAGCACAACUAGUGCGAGCAAUACAAGGGUCUCGGAUGUCCCUCAUCGUUUUGUCCCUUGACUAUGCUUCAUCGAGGUGGUGUCUUGAUGAGCUUGUCAAGGUUAGACAAUGUGACAGAACCGACGGCCAGAUGGUUGUGCCCAUAUUCUACGAUGUUUAUCCAUCCGAUGUGCGUCAUCAAACGGGUGCUUUUGGAGAACGCUUUAAAGCACUUGUAGAUAAAUGUUUACUCCAAGGAAUGCACCACCAGUGUUCAAGUUGGAGGGAUGCACUCACGACGGUUGCAAAUUUAGCAGGUUGCAAUUCCAGGAAUUUUAGGAGUGAUGGUGAGCUAGUGGACCAAAUUGUUGAGGAUAUUUUUCGAAAACUAGACAUGGACUUAUUGACUAUUACUGAAUUCCCAGUUGGAUUAGAAUCGCGAGUGCAACAAGUGAUUGACUUUAUUAAUCAUCAAUCAGGGAGAGGUUGUGUUGUAGGGAUCUGGGGAAUGGGGGGAUCGGGAAAAACAACCAUCGCCAAAUUCAUCUAUAAUCAAAUUCGCUUGAGAUUCAAGCGUAGAGGUUUCAUUGAAGCAAGUAAUAGAGGGCACAUUGAUUUACAAGAAAAACUUCUUUCAGAUGUCCUGCGAACAAAGGUCAAGGUACAUAGCAUUGCCAUGGGCAUAAGUAUGAUCGAGAAAAGAUUUUGUGGAGAAAGGACUCUCAUUGUACUUGAUGAUGUUACUGAGUUUGCACAAUUAAAAGCAUUGUGUGGAAAUUGUAAAUGGAUUGGUGUAGGAAGUGUAGUCGUCAUUACAACCAGAGAUGUACGCCUACUGAAACUACUUGAAGUUGAUUAUGUUUAUAAAAUGGAGGAAAUGGAUGAAAAUGAGUCCCUUGAGCUGUUUAGUCAACAUGCUUUUAGGGAAGAAAAACCAAGUGAAGACUUCAAUGAACUUGCAAGAAAUGUAGUUGCUUAUUGUGGAGGACUACCUCUGGCUCUUGAAGUCCUUGGUUCUUAUUUAAUAAAGAGGACAAAGAAAGUAUGGGAAAGUGUCUUGUUAAAACUAGAAAAAAUUCCCAAUUAUCAAGUGCAAAAGAUAUUAAGAAUAAGCUUUGAUGGUUUAAGCGACCCCUUGGAAAAGGAUAUAUUCCUUGAUGUAUGUUGUUUCUUUAUAGGUAAAGACAGAGCCUAUGUUACAGAGAUACUAAACGGCUGUGGAUUAUGUGCUGAUAUUGGAAUAACAGUUCUCAUAGAACGAAGUCUCAUAAAAGUUGAAAAGAACAACAAACUUGGAAUGCAUCCUUUGCUACGAGAAAUGGGCAGAGAGAUCAUUUGUGAAAGUUCAAGAAUCGAACCUGGGAAGCGGAGUCGAUUAUGGUUUCAAAAGGAUGUACUUGAUGUAUUGACAAGGAAUACUGGGACAGAAGCUAUUCAGGGAUUGAGUCUGAAACUGCGUUUCACCAUCAAAGAUUGCUUCGAAGCUUAUGCUUUUGUGGAAAUGAAGGGGUUGAGACUGUUGCAACUUGAUCAUGUACUACUCUCUGGAAAUUAUGGGUAUCUUUCUAAGCAACUGAGAUGGGUGUCUUGGCAAGGGUUUGCUUUAAAAUAUAUACCUAACAACUUUGAUCUGAAAGGUGUAAUUGCAAUUGAUUUCAAACACAGUAGUCUUAGACUACUCUGGAAAAAACCCCAGGUUUUGCAGUGUUUAAAAAUCCUCAAUCUUAGUCAUUCAAAGUACUUGAUAGAAACCCCUGACUUUUCAGGACUACCUAGUCUCGAAAAACUCAUUCUUAAAGAUUGUCCAAGUUUGUGCAAGGUACACCAAUCCAUUGGAGAUCUUCGGGAUCUUCUAUUGAUUAAUUUGAAGAAUUGUACAAGCCUAAGCAAUCUCCCCAGAGAGAUGUAUAAACUGAAAUCUUUGAAAACUCUCAUCCUGUCUGGUUGUUUGAAGAUUGACAAAUUAGAAGAAGAUAUAGUGCAAAUGGAAUCCUUGACAACUCUAAUUGCUGAAAAUAUUGCUGUGAAGCAAGUUCCCUUUUCAAUAGUAAGCUCAAAAAGCAUUGGAUAUAUAUCUCUAUGUGGAUAUGAAGGACCGUUACGUAUUCUUAUUCCUUCUAUUAUUUGGUCUUGGAUGUCACCAAGAAUGAAUCCUCUAUCUCGCAUUCAUUCUAUUCCUGGCACUUCAUCUCUAGGUCCCAUGGAUAUGCAGAAUAAUGAUUUGGGUGAUCUAGCACUAUUGUUUAGCAACCUUUCAAACCAAAGAAGUGUCUUGAUGCAAUGUGACACAAAGUUUCAACUAUCUAAACAAUUAGGAACUAUUCUGGAUUUUACUAAGUCAGAACUAACAUCAUAUACAUCACAAGUUUUGAAGCAUUCUUUGGAGUCUUAUUUGAUCGGCAUUGGAAGUUAUGCACAAGGCUUGAAUAGUCUCAGCAGGAGCAUAUCGGAGGGAUUGGCAACCAAUGAAUCUUGCGAUGAUUUUCUUCCGGGAGACAAUUAUCCUCAUUGGUUGGCAUAUACGGGUGAUGGACAUUCGGUGUAUUUCACUGUGCCAGAAAAUUGUUGCAUGAAGGGAAUGACUUUGUGUGUUGUUUAUUUGUCAACCCCUGAAAACACAGCAACUGAAUGUCUUACUAGUGUCAUAAUGGUCAAUUACACAAAGUGCAACAUUCAGAUAUUCAAACGAGACACAGUAAUUUCCUUUAAUGAUGUAGAUUGGCAGUGCAUAAUAUCACAUUUGGGACUUGGAGACGAAGUGGAGAUUUUUGUAACUUUUAGGCAUGGAUUGGUGGUCAAGAAGAUGGCUGUCUAUCUCAUGUAUGGUGAAUCA
Messenger RNA from Cajanus cajan (pigeon pea), 3053 nucleotides. Its product is annotated as disease resistance protein RPV1. The record is from RefSeq and is a predicted model, not a curated record. Gene Ontology annotation, molecular function: ADP binding. Gene Ontology annotation, biological process: signal transduction; defense response. Lineage: Eukaryota; Viridiplantae; Streptophyta; Magnoliopsida; Fabales; Fabaceae.